This is a messenger RNA of Juglans regia (Persian walnut), 804 nucleotides long. Its product is annotated as AT-hook motif nuclear-localized protein 16-like. Gene Ontology annotation, biological process: vegetative to reproductive phase transition of meristem. Bases 1 to 804 code for a protein of 267 amino acids. The transcript has a single exon. The record is from RefSeq and is a predicted model, not a curated record. Gene Ontology annotation, cellular component: nucleus. Gene Ontology annotation, molecular function: minor groove of adenine-thymine-rich DNA binding; DNA-binding transcription factor activity. Lineage: Eukaryota; Viridiplantae; Streptophyta; Magnoliopsida; Fagales; Juglandaceae.
AUGGCUGGAGGCGCAGAUCUAAAAGUCCCUUCUUUGGUGUCAAAAGCUACUAAUGAUCGAAACCAAGAACAUGAAAGUGGCGGCAAUCACACCUGGCCUGGUUCUGAUGUGUUCGUGUCUCCCAAAGUGCCCAAGGCAGUGUCACCAGUUUCAUCUGUAGCUGAGGGGGAGACCAUUAUUAGGCGGCCUCGUGGGAGGCCAGCUGGUUCUAAGAACAAGCCUAAGCCCCCCAUUAUUGUCACCCGAGAUAGUGCCAAUGCACUCCGUGCACAUGCCAUGGAAGUUAGCUCUGGCUGCGAUGUGAGUGAAAGUUUGGCCAAUUUUGCUAGGAGGAAACAACGUGGCAUCUGCAUACUUAGUGGCAGUGGAUGUGUCACCAAUGUCACACUGCGACAACCAGCCUCCUCCGGUGCAAUAGUGACCCUUCACGGUCGGUUCGAGAUUCUUUCAUUGCUCGGAUCAAUCUUGCCUCCACCAGCCCCGCCGGGCAUCACCGGCCUGACAAUAUACCUGGCUGGUGCUCAAGGGCAGGUUGUGGGCGGGGGUGUCGUUGGUGCACUCAUUGCUUCUGGCCCUGUUGUGAUCAUGGCUGCAUCAUUCAUCAAUGCCACUUUUGAUCGCCUGCCAUUGGAUGAUGAUGAAAUUGCUGCAGCUAUGCAAAAUCAACAUUAUCAAAACGGCCGUAAUCAUCCCCUUACAGAUAUUUCCGACUUGUAUGGAAUCCCACAGAACUUGCUCACCAAUGGAACCAUGACCCCUGAGUUGUACUCUUGGGCACCAGGCCGAACCAUGUCCAAAACCUAG